CUUGCAAACGAUGAUGGCGGUCAAAAUAAACUUUUUUAUUCUCUUAUUCACAUUCUCUAUAGCAGAGUACGUUCGUUCUGCUCACAUCUUGGGAGUUCCAGUCUACGGAAAAAGCCACGCUUUUGUUUUCAUGAAGAUUGGUCGGGAACUUGUGAAAAGAGGACAUCGAUUUUCAAUGGUCAUUCCUUCUGUCUUUGAGGAGGAAUUGAGGCUCAAGGAAACAGCAAAAGGACUACAAGUGGUUUCCUUCAAUUGCAACUUCAAACAAGCGGAUCUGGAGAGAUUGGUGAUGAUGCAAACCCUAGGUAAAUGGAAAGAAUUUUCUGAUGGAUUUGGUGCUAUGGUACAUGAAGUGUGCGAGGACACACUAAGAAGUGACAUUUACGCUCAAAAGCUUCACGAUGCAAACUUUAUGUUAUGUGAUGUUUCAUUGCCUUGUUGCCCCAUACUUGCCGAUAAACUUGGAAUCCAACGCGUUGACAUUUUACCCACUGGCUUUGGCGACCCCAUUCUAAGCAUCAUCCAUAACUUCCCAGCAUCCUUAGCUCAAAUACCACAAUUUCCGUGUUUCGUACCGAUGCCAAAACCGUCAUUUUUUGGAAGAGUCCAGAACUUAAUGAUUUAUAGUUUAAUGUACGUGCAUACUUUCCACUUUACUGGACUAUUUAGAAAAUUGCGGAAACAAUAUACACCCAACUCAAAAUAUGAAAACCUUGAGGGCCUAGUUCGUUCCACAGGUUUACUACUCAUACCAGUGGACUUUGCAUUGGCCAAGAGCCGCACAAUUGAACCAUACAUGAAGGUUGUAGGCCCAAUACUUCCUGAGCCCUCCAAGCCAUUACCAUAUAAUUUUCUGGAGAUUAUAUCGUCUGGACCAUUUAGGGAUGUGGUACUUGUGUCAUUUGGUACUAUCAUUUCAGACUUUAAAGAAGGCUUUGUGGACACAGUUAUAUCGGCACUGAAUGAAAUCCCAGCCACUGUGAUAUGGAAAUACAAGGGAAAAAUGCCACCCAAUGUUGGGCAAAAUGUGAAGAUUGUUCCAUGGUUUCCCCAAAACGACUUGCUUGGGAAUUCUGCGACCAAAGUGUUUGUAACUCAUGCUGGUUUAAAUAGCAUAUACGAAGCAUGCUUUCAUGGCGUGCCUAUGGUUGUUGUACCAUUUUUUGCAGAUCAGUUCAGCAAUGCUCUGGAAGCUGUGAAUACUGGUGUUGGUGAAAUGAUUAAAAUCAAUGACAUCACAGCUGAAAAUCUUAUAAACACGAUCCAGAAGGUCCUUACCAACCAAUCGUACACCGCAAACGCAAAGAAACUUGCAUCAAAGAUGAUUUAUCCAGGCAGAACGAUAUCCACAGCUGAUGGACACACACACACCCAACUACCAGCCAUGAUCAGAACACCAACAGAACAGGCUGCAGAUUGGAUUGAAUAUGGUUUGCACUAUGACGCCGGUCUUCAUUUUCGUAGCGAGGCUGAUAAGUUAUCCUUUAUUGAAGCUUACAUGUUGGACGCAAUUUUGUUUUGUGUUAUUGGUUUGAUUGUGUUUUUAAAGUUGCUGUGUGCCAUAGGGAGAUGGUUGGUAAAGUUAUGUUGGAUUUUGACUAGUAAGCAAAAAACGGAAUAACGGUAUCAGAAAUGAUUUGAUCACAGCCAUGCAUAAUAUAGAGGAUAUUACAUGGGCGCGCGGAGAUACGGAUUUUAUCUUCGAGUGUUGAAAAGAUCUCUCACUCGUUCGC
Exaiptasia diaphana is the source of this 1733-nucleotide messenger RNA. RefSeq names its product UDP-glucuronosyltransferase 2A3. The coding region runs from base 11 to 1621 and encodes 536 amino acids. The record is from RefSeq and is a predicted model, not a curated record. NCBI's taxonomy places the organism in Eukaryota, Metazoa, Cnidaria, Anthozoa, Actiniaria, Aiptasiidae. Gene Ontology annotation, molecular function: hexosyltransferase activity; UDP-glycosyltransferase activity. The transcript is spliced from 3 exons.